Prosopis cineraria is the source of this 783-nucleotide messenger RNA. RefSeq lists its product as uncharacterized. Bases 127 to 561 code for a protein of 144 amino acids. The record is from RefSeq and is a predicted model, not a curated record. Lineage: Eukaryota; Viridiplantae; Streptophyta; Magnoliopsida; Fabales; Fabaceae. The transcript has a single exon.
GUGUCAUCCUCUUAACACAAAUCUCAUCCAAUCCUUCUCAUAUAAACCCUACAUAUCCCGAAAAUUUCAACAAUUCUUAGAAUUCGAAAUCCUAAUUCUUUGAUCCAAAACUGAAUUCUCAUCAAAAUGCAAUCCAUUUCCCUGAAUUCUCCCUCAUUUCUCUCGAUUCUGGAUUCGAAUUCGAGGCCGACCCUGAAUCGUCGGAGAACCAGCGUGCAGGCAUGGAAGAGAGAGGCGGCAGAUCAGAAUUUUGGCGGGAGAAUGGUGGACGAGAACAUGAUCGUUCUGAGGAAGAGAAUCCACGAGAUGAAGAUGAUUGAGAAGAACUACGAGCCGCCGGCGGAUUGGAUGGACUGGGAGAAGCGUUACUACACAAUCUAUGACUCCAUGAUUUGCGAUGCACUCGGAGUGUUGCAGACACAGUUGAUGAACACGAGGCCGAGCUUGGCCCUGGGCAUGAUUGCCUUGCUUGCGAUGAGCGUGCCUACUUCAUCGGCUUUUCUUUUGUACCAUUUGGUGGAGCUGUGUAAGCUGAUUUUGGGAGGGAUUCAUCUUUCUUAAUUAGCUUUUGGUUAAUCAUUUAAUCAUUGGGCUUAUGGAGAAAAGCUGUGUAUAGAGUGAAAGAAAUAUCAAUUUCAGUUUUUUUCUUUUAUGGUUCAUCUGAUCUGGGGGUAUUUUUUGGUUAUACCCAGAAUGGCAGAAUCUAUACAAGUUUGUGAUAUAUACAGAGCAUUCAUUGUUGUGACUGAUCAGCCAAUUUCAACUUUCUUUAAGUUGUUCUUC